UGCAUCUCAUCAUUUAAUCAUCUGAUAUUGCAUCCCGUGUGUCUAAACUUGACCGUUGCCAUUGACCCCCAUGACUGCAGUCUCAUCAUCAUACCCACACUUGUUUCACGUCCGUUGCUCAGUUUCACCCGCUUUGCACCGCACCGCCAUGCCACCAUUGUCGCCAGCACUCGGCCAUCACUGCCGCAAGCAUGUCCUGCUGGUUAGGACUCUCCACGCUGCUGGUACUGUGCGCGGACUUGGUCAGCUGUAAUGCGAGCGGCCGUAUCACGCUCGAACGCACCCCUAAGCUGAAGACCCAACUGGAAGUCAUCAGUGGCAAACAUAGCGGCAAUGGCGUUGCUUUCGGCAGCAAAGUCUAUCAUCCAGUCUCAUCAGCUAAUGGUGUCGUCAGACUCACCGCCGCCCCGAUCGGCGACGCCUUCCUUGUAGCCACAGUUGGCGCCGCCAAUGUCACUCUCUCAAUCGAUACAGCCUCGCCAUUCACCAUCGUUGGACUCAACCACCUCAAUCCCUACGUGCCUGGGCCGACAGCCGUACAGACUAACAUGCGAUGGGCGACGCUCGGCAGUAAUUGGAAUCUGGCAGGAACGAUAUGGACAGACGUCGUCAAGAUCAGCGCAGACUUUGUCAUGUCAGGCGUACGAAUAGCAGAGGCGAUCCCUUCAAAAGCUUUCGAAAGCUUCUAUGGUACCAACGCAGGCUUGCUGGGACUCGGACUGAAAGCGCUCAGCAAGGGCACUAUAGCGGACGAGCCUUUGACAAUCCUGCCUACCUUUGUGGAUGAGGUCGCUCUUCAGCUCAUGCCAUCCAAAGCAGGCGUUACCCUGAACUACCGGCCCACAUCAUCGCCAGAGAGUAGCACCUUGUCAUUUGGCGCGAUUGAUACGACCUCACUCGUCGGAGGCAUCAAUUACAUGCCUCUUGGCGCGCCCAUCAAUGGAUCACAGUACUGGACGCUGCUCAUGGAGCUGCCCCAGUUUGGCUUGAACAGAACGUCGCCUUGCAAGGCUAAUGCUUUCCUCAAUACGCAGUCGACGCUCAUGAUCUUGCCAUAUACGGCAGGCCAGAACUACAUCAAUAGCAUUCCUGGAGCCGGCUACCAGCAAGGUAUUGUGAGCUUCCCUCAGUCAUCGACGCCGCCCGAUCUCGUCUUUUCGACCGUCACUGGGGCAAAAUUAACUCUGCCCGGCAAGUCACAGCUCCUGAGCCCAGCAGAAGUCCAAACGGCAGGCCUCGAUUCGACUCAAUCCUACAGCUGGAUUACACAAGCAACUGAUGAGCAACAAUACACCAUAGGUUCUUUCUGGCUCGAGAGAUUCCUUGUUUACCUCGACCACACCAUUCCUCGGAUCGGCAUUGGCGCGACUGCUCUCACAUAGACGUCGGUGUCUCACGGACAAGUUCGCAUGAUGCAUGCAUACAUCGUUUGCGCUUAUUGACCUGGCGGCCCUUCUGGUUUCAAUGAGGA
Mixia osmundae IAM 14324 is the source of this 1471-nucleotide messenger RNA. RefSeq lists its product as uncharacterized. The record is from RefSeq and is a predicted model, not a curated record. Gene Ontology annotation, biological process: proteolysis. NCBI's taxonomy places the organism in Eukaryota, Fungi, Basidiomycota, Mixiomycetes, Mixiales, Mixiaceae. The transcript is spliced from 3 exons. Gene Ontology annotation, molecular function: aspartic-type endopeptidase activity. Bases 192 to 1382 code for a protein of 396 amino acids.